CGAUUUCGCACCAUCGGUUCGCGAUUUUGUGUGCCCCGGGUGGGAGUCUCUCGCAGCCGGAAGCGUGCGUCGCCGGAAGUCAACUCUGACGUAGUAGGUCGAGCGAGGAAGCGUACACUUCCAUUUUCUCGAGCCUCACGACGAAGGAACACGUGCUUCGUUGCCGGUUGCCGCGGACACGCAUUUUGCGCUCGUGCGAGAAAUCGCCGUGGGUGAUUUCUCUUUCAAGCGACUCUUCUACGCCUCUCCGUCGCCUCUCACCGUCCUCGACACACGACAAGGAAGUUUAAAGGAUGAAUCCCGAGAAGCUCAAGAAGCUGCAGGCCCAGGUGCGAAUCGGCGGCAAGGGUACACCCCGACGCAAGAAGAAGAACGAUCAUGCUACAUGGAUUUUAAUCCAAUAUAUUGAAAAGGAAGGAAGUAACGUAUGCACACAGUAUAUGGAAACAGUGUUAAGUAAAGUUGUACAUGCAACUGCUGCCACAGAUGAUAAAAAGUUACAGAGUUGCUUAAAGAAGCUUUCUGUAAAUACAAUCCCAGGCAUAGAAGAAGUAAAUAUGAUCAAAGAUGACGGAACAGUGAUUCACUUCAAUAAUCCAAAAGCUCAGGCCAGUUUGUCUGCUAACACAUUUGCCAUCACUGGCCAUGGAGAAAAUAAACAGAUAACAGAGAUGUUACCAGGAAUAUUGAGUCAACUUGGUCCCGAGGGUCUGACACAGCUGAAACGAUUAGCUAGUACGGUUGCUGGCAGUGCGGUCGGUAAAGCCACAUUGGAAGAGGAUGAUGAGGUGCCUGAUUUAGUGGAGAACUUUGAUGAAGCCAGCAAAGAGGAGGUUGCUCCAAAAAAGAAGUAGAUGAAAAUGAUAAACCCAAUGGCGAGAAGAAAGAUGCCAUUAUUAUUGAAGAGAAGAAAGAAGCUCCAUUAGCUACAUCUGAGGCUUAAAGAAAAGAUUAUUGAGAUGUUUCAUACAACAGUUAAAGUUGUAAUUGAUGAGUCGAGAAGCGCGAGUUGCAAAAGCAAUGAAGCAUAACUAUACAUACGUUAUAGAUACUUGACAUAAACCCUAUGAUACUUGAUACUAUAAGUAACAGUUGACAAGAAAUAAAUAAGCUGUUACAAAAAUCAAAAAGAUUUUCCAACGAUAUUAUUUUAUUAUUUUGGUGCUACCACUAAAGAUAAUCUUUGCUUCGAAUUUAGAGAUGUUCUCAUUCAUCCCCGAAUUAAUAUCGUGUGACGCUUUAACUGUUUAAAAUGUCAAUGCGACUUGAGCCUGUAGCUCAAUCACAGAAUUAUAACAAAGAUCUAAUAUGCUAUAAAUUUGUUAUUAAUACAAUGAUAGAAAUGCAUGUGCAAACUUCUUUUUUUCAGAAAUUACAUUGAAUUUUAUGUAAUUA
Messenger RNA from Nylanderia fulva, 1395 nucleotides. RefSeq names its product bicaudal (gene bic). The record is from RefSeq and is a predicted model, not a curated record. NCBI's taxonomy places the organism in Eukaryota, Metazoa, Arthropoda, Insecta, Hymenoptera, Formicidae.